Molecule: messenger RNA, 2369 nt
Organism: Biomphalaria glabrata
Lineage: Eukaryota; Metazoa; Mollusca; Gastropoda; Planorbidae
Product: glutamic acid-rich protein-like
Exons: 5
Coding region: 212-2050 (612 amino acids)
Source: RefSeq, a predicted model, not a curated record
AAUCAUUAUCAUAAUAAUCAGACAUUAUCGAUUCUAUAAAUCUAAUCUAUCUCAGUAUCUGCCUGCUAGCUGCUAGAUCUAUAGAUCUAGAUCUAGAUCUAGUAGAUUCUUAUAGAUCUAGUUAUAGAUCCAGAAUCUAGAUCUAUUAGGCACACCGUAUUCGGGAACUAGAUUCAAUUCAAUAGUAUCCAUUUGUGUAUCUGAAAAAGCCAUGUUCGGACAUCAAAGUUUUGGACAGCAGUCCCCACAUGGAGGAUGGGACUUGUAUGGUGGACCUCAGGAAUAUAUUGAACCAGGGUACCGUGGCUUUUUAAUUACAACAUUGCCAGGAAAAGAAGAGUUUGCAGUGGAUGAUACUAUCACACUUCUUCGCCAAGCUUCCAUCAAAAUAUACGGAGCUGUUCAGAUUCAAUCAAAGAAACUUGCAUUAAAUCCAAGAUAUCUAGCAAUUGAUUUUAUGGAUCCAGCUAAUAUAAAACUAUGGCCAACCCCUGAGGAAGAAAGAGAUAGAGAGGAGGAGGAAGAGGAAGCAAGAGAGAAAGAAAGAGAGGAGAGGGAAAAAGAGAAAGAAAAGGAAAAAGAGAAAGAAAAGGAAAAAGAAAAGAAGGACAAAGAAAAAGGUAAUAAGGAAGAUAAAGAAAAGAAUGAUAAAGAAGAAAAAGAAGCCCUGGAAGAGACCUCAGACAAAACAUCUGAAAUUAAAGAGAAUGAAAAUAAGACUGAAGAAGAGGAAACUAAGAACGAAGAAUCUCAACUGGAGUCUGCUGCGGAUAAUAAUGCCAUUGACAACAAAGAAGAAGAAGAAAAAGAGUCUGAAAAACAAAGUGACAGGAAAGAAUCUGAUCAAGACAGAAGUAAAGAUCACAAGUCUGAUCAAGCUAAAAAAGAAGCCAGCAAGGAUAAGUCUGCUUCAAGUGUCCCAAAGAAGAAGCAGUUUCCUAUCAUGCGCAGCAUUUACAAAUUCAAAGCCUAUCGCACAGAGACGAGGAAUGUGAUGUUUAUCAAGUCUGAUGUUCCUGACCCACUGGCCCUGGCUGAGGCUGCCAUGGAGCUGUUGUUGGAACGUAGAAGAGUCUAUGAGGAUGGUGCAUGUCAGUUGCUUCCUGUUAUUGGAGUUUGUAACUUUGAUCUUGAACAGUUAGAAGUGAUGUCUAAACGUGUGCUUUCUUCCAUGUUUACUGCAUCUGUUGAACCCAAAAACUUCAGUGUCAUGGUCUUAGAAAAUCUUGGUGGGCCGAGUACAGAAAACGUGCUGGAAGUUGUUCGCAACACAAUCUGGGCACUGAACCCAUCAGCUUGGCAGACAUCUCCGCUCACUGAGCCAGAUAUCUUCAUACAGAUUGACUUAGUUGGCAGCAAGCUGAUCAUGUGCUGUGUUACCAAAUACAUGCACUAUCGUUACUACAGUCCUAACCUUUUGGUCAAGCAAGGUCGUGGAGAACCAGAGGAUGACGAUGGCACUUGGCUGACAGCAGCAGAAAGAAAGCAACAAGAGGAGCAAAGGCUGGCAAGAGAAAGGCAGAUAGAAUUUGAGAGACAGAGGCAAGAAGAUCUCAAGAAGGAAAGAGAACGAAGAAGAGCUUUUCUAGAGGAAAGAAGAAAAGCUAAAAUGAAAGCCACUGUAGAAGGCAAAAGUCGUAAAAACAGUGGGAGCACAUCAGAUAAACAGGAAGGGUCCAAAAAGAAGGCAGCUGAUGCAGUAACAGAAGAUGGAAAAGAAGAUUUGCCCCCAAGUAAAAAACCAAAGCUAGAUGCAACAGAAGAAAAUGAGAAUAGUUCCGCUCCUGUUGACAGUGAAGCCAAACCAGAGGAUCCAAUCCAGACAGUGGUUGAAGAGUCUGCGCCACCAGCUCCAAGUGAAGAGGUGAAAGUUGAAGAAGUGAAAGCUGAAGAAGUGAAAGCUGAAGAAGCGAAAGCUGAAGAUGAAACUAAGGACCAAGAAGAGAUGGAGGUCACCACUGAAGAUACUAAGGAAAAAGAGAAAGAAAAGCCAACUAAAAAGCCGACCACAAGAGGUUCACGCGGUGGUAGAUCUAGGUCCAAGAAGUAAUUGUUUUUGCAUUGUUCUCUCUUAAACAUUGUUUUAAUUGUUUGUUAUUGUUUUUUUAUUUUUUGUCCUAGAACUAACAUUAACAUAUGUUGUCAUUUUUCACAAUGCUAGGAAAUGGGUGGAUGUAUGUUAGAGAUUGAGUAUUUGAUAACAUUAUUAAUUUAACAAUGCUUUUUUGUGCUUUGGACAUUAUCACCACAGAUAAGUUUGUCCUAAGUUUUCAAGGAUUUUGUCACAUUGUAUUACAUUUCACUUUGAAGAACUUAUUGAGCAGAUGGUCACUUCUUUGUGUGAAACUCAAUUAAAAGAAUACACAUAA